Penicillium odoratum is the source of this 783-nucleotide messenger RNA. Its product is annotated as chitin deacetylase. The transcript is spliced from 3 exons. The record is from RefSeq and is a predicted model, not a curated record. Lineage: Eukaryota; Fungi; Ascomycota; Eurotiomycetes; Eurotiales; Aspergillaceae. Gene Ontology annotation, molecular function: hydrolase activity, acting on carbon-nitrogen (but not peptide) bonds. Gene Ontology annotation, biological process: carbohydrate metabolic process. The coding region runs from base 1 to 783 and encodes 260 amino acids.
AUGCAUCUUGGCGGCCUUCUGACCACUGUAUUUCUUUCCGUUGGCCUCUCGUCAUCCAUUGUUAUACCCCGAUCCUCAACUGUUCCCGCCCCGACGAAUGAUCUCGAUUUGACCAAGCGACAAGUGUCCCCUAUUCCAUACGGACUCAUCAUCACGCACUGCAACAUUCCAAACACAGUUGCACUCACCUUCGAUGAUGGUCCGUUCAUCUACACCGGCCAGAUUCUCGACACUCUAUCCAAACACGGUGCCCGGGCAACUUUCUUCCUGAACGGCGUCAACAAAGGCAACAUUGAUUCCUUCCACGACUUGGUGCAACGCACUAUAUCCGAAGGACACCAGCUUGGUUCUCACACAUGGGGCCAUCUCUCCCUCGACACCUUAAGCUAUGCCGAAAUCCUCGCCCAAAUGACCAACCUUGAAGACGCCUUCAUGCGCAUCCUGGGCUUCUACCCAGCCUACAUGCGUGCUCCCUACCUGAUGGUCACGGCCGAUGUUUUAAAAGCAAUGACAGCCCUGCAGUACCACGUCAUCGGAGCCAGUAUCGACACAAAGGAUUACGAGAAUGAUCAUCCCGAUCAUAGCUGGCGCAGCUUCGAGAAGUUUCGAGCGGAGCUGGAUGCUGGUGGGACUAUUGUGUUGGCGCAUGAUACUCAUCAGACUACUGUGGAGGUCCUGGUGGAUAACAUGUUAGCGGAGAUUAAAUUGCGAGGACAUGAGACGGUUACUGUUGGUGAGUGUCUUGGGGAUCCUCCGGAGUUCUGGUAUCGCAACGGUCGGUAG